AUGGAAUCGAAGGCGCCCUUGCUUCCCCAGACGCAGGAGCAUGCGCCCGCCGACGCGACCAUGCCACGACCUCAACAGAAGCGCAGGAUACACGCUGCGAUGUUGGCGAUUUUGCUUGGCUUCUUCUGGCUUGCGAGGACUUGGAGUUGCGAGCAUGAGCAUAUGGAUACAAAAGCGAGGGUGCCGCUGGAUGUGCACAUAAUGUCUAAAUGCCCAGAUGCACGCGCCUGUCUCCAGAAACUCGUCGUCCCGACCAUGGCCAACGUAUCUGACAAAGUCGACUUCAGACUGUCCUUCAUCGGCCAACUCACCAACGAAGAUGACGGCGUUCAAUGCAAACACGGCCAAACCGAAUGCCUCGGCAACAUCGUCCUCCUCUGCGCCGCCCGCGAAUACCCCGACCCAAAACUGCACCUAGGCUUCACAAACUGCCUGAUCAACGACUACCAAGAAAUCCCCAAGCGCCAGCUCAUCGAGGACUGCGCGCUCGAACAUGGCCUUGAUUUCGGCGUGCUGAAUGAUUGCAUGAGCAAGGAUACUGGUGCGUUUGGUAUGGGCUUGUUGAGGGAUAGUGUCAAGCAUAGCCAGGAUGUUGGAGCGGGGAUUAGCUGUACGGUCAGGUUGGAUGAUAAGGUUAGGUGUGUGUAUGAUGGUGGGGAAUGGAAGGAUUGUAAGGAUGGGCAUAAGCCGGAGGAUUUGAUUGGGGAUAUUGAGAGGUUAUAUGAUGAGGCGCAGGGGUGGACUUUGGCUUGA
Messenger RNA from Macroventuria anomochaeta, 753 nucleotides. RefSeq lists its product as uncharacterized. NCBI's taxonomy places the organism in Eukaryota, Fungi, Ascomycota, Dothideomycetes, Pleosporales, Didymellaceae. Gene Ontology annotation, molecular function: oxidoreductase activity, acting on a sulfur group of donors, disulfide as acceptor. The coding region runs from base 1 to 753 and encodes 250 amino acids. The transcript has 3 exons. The record is from RefSeq and is a predicted model, not a curated record.